Molecule: messenger RNA, 4563 nt
Organism: Poecilia latipinna (sailfin molly)
Lineage: Eukaryota; Metazoa; Chordata; Actinopteri; Cyprinodontiformes; Poeciliidae
Product: protocadherin gamma-A6-like
Exons: 2
Coding region: 422-2893 (823 amino acids)
Biological process (GO): homophilic cell-cell adhesion
Cellular component (GO): plasma membrane
Molecular function (GO): calcium ion binding
Source: RefSeq, a predicted model, not a curated record
UUGGAAAACCUGAAACCCUGUCGUAUUGAAAAAUAGAAAGAAAAAAAAAGAAACAGAUGCAACAAUCGUUUCCCUCUCUUGAUGGCGCUCUUCUAUAAAGCCUGAGUCAUGGCUGUUUGUGUCUCCUCCAAUCUGUGUCAGUGGAACUAGAGCAAUGGGUUGAGGGGUGUUGUGCAUGGAUGCGCAUUUGUGCCUGUGUGCAUGAUGGAGAAGAGGAGAGCGCGGCUGUGUGCCAGUGGGACUGAAUGAGUCAGAGAGAGAGAGAUAGAGAGAAAGAAGUAGUUGAAACGGGAACAGAGAGGGCGGAACACAAGCCGACAGCAUCCCUAAUAGAGCAUGAUUAAGUCGGCAAGAGAAAUCCAGAGCUGUUGGAUUACAGCAGCGUUUGCAGCUCUAUGACAUUUUAGAGGAUUUUAAUAAAAUGUCGACUGCGCAUCCUUUUGCUAAGGCAUGGUGUAUGAUGGAUCUUCACAUCAGCUUUAAAUGGCGGAUUUCUUUUUUCGUCUGCGCUCUCGUUUUCGGUGUUUCAUAUGGAGAAGUCCGUUAUGUUCUUCCAGAGGAGAUGAAGAGGGGUUCGGUAAUCGGAAACGUUGCGUUGGAUCUCGGGCUGCAGGCGUCGGAGCUUCAAGCACGUCGAGCUCGCGUUGUUGCUGAAGGAACCAGCCAGCUCUGUGAACUGGACACCGCCUCCGGAAAUCUUUUGGUCAGCCAACGAAUAGAUCGAGAGGAGUUGUGUGCACAAGCCAGCAUCUGCAUUCUACAGUUUCAGCUUUUACUGGAAGAUCCGCUUCAAGCGUUCAGCUUAGUCUUGGACGUCGCAGACAUAAAUGACAACAGUCCAGUGUUUGCCACAGGGAACGUAAAACUAGACUUAGUCGAAUCCACAGUUCUGGGGAGGCGCUUUCCUUUGGAGAGCGCGCAUGAUCCCGAUUUAGGCACGAACUCGAUCCGUGAAUACAAGCUGAGCCACAACGAUCACUUUUCUCUAGAAAUGAGCACCCAGAUAAAUGGUAAUACUUAUCCGGAAUUAGUCCUUAAAAGGCAGUUGGAUCGGGAAGCCAAAGCCGAACAUGUACUGGAGAUCAAUGGAAUUGACGGUGGGAAACCAGUCAGAUCAGGAACUGCCUUCAUCCAUAUUAAUGUUUUGGACGUCAAUGACAAUGUCCCGGUGUUUAGCCAAAACGUUUACAAAGCAUCUGUGCCAGAGAACUCCGUCAUAGGGACUCUGAUAACAACUUUGAAUGCCACGGACUUAGAUGAGGGCAUCUAUGGAGAAAUAACUUACUCCCUCAGUCACCUGUCCGACAAGAUGGGAGGGCUUAUUGAAGUCAGCCCUUUGACCGGAGAAGUUCGGGUGGCAGGUGUUAUUGACUAUGAGGAAGCGAGCUCGCACGAGCUGGGAGUCCAAGCCAAAGAUGGCGGCGGUCAGGCCUCGCACUGUAAACUUGUAAUUGAUGUAAUUGACUUGAAUGAUAAUGAGCCAGUGAUAGAAAUAAAGUCAGCGUCUGCUAACGUAGCCGAGGACGCAAAAGUAGGAACUAUGGUUGCCCUGAUUAAUAUUUAUGACCUAGACACUGGCAGCAGUGGGCGCGUCACUUGUUCAAUUCCAGACAAUGUUCCAUUUAAAAUAUUUUCUGAGGUCAAAAACUAUUACAUGCUAGUGACCGACGGAGUGCUGGACAGAGAACUCCAGUCAGAGUACAACAUCACAGUCACCGCCACCGAUUCUGGUUCUCCCUCUCUCUCAAGCGUAAAAGUUAUAACUAUAUUGGUAAAUGAUGUCAACGAUAACCCACCGACAUUUACGCACUCCCAAUACAAUGUCAACAUUUUAGAAAACCAGCCGAUGGGCACACUCGUGAUGAAACUUGAAGCGCAGGACAGCGAUGAUGGGACGAAUGCUAAAAUACUUUACCACAUAUCGAGAGAGACAAAUUCGGAAGUUUCGUCUUUUCUCACCAUUAACCCAGACACGGGGGAGCUCUUCACAUCACGUUUAUUUGAUUAUGAACAGUCUGCCCACUUCCAAAUGAAGGUGGCAGCUCGAGAUGGAGGUGACCCUGCGUUUUCCACCACAUGCACUGUAAACGUUUAUAUUCAAGACCAAAAUGACAACGCACCUGUUAUCCUGUACCCCGUCCAAACCUCGGGGUUCAUCGCUGAAGAUGUGGUUCCAAUUGAAGCGCCUAAAGGCUACCUGAUUACUAAGGUGGUGGCUGUUGACCCGGAUAGCGGCCACAACGCGUGGCUCUCUUACAGAAUAAUCAAAGCAACGCGGUCCAAUUUGUUUAUGGCAGAUCUGCACACAGGUGAAAUCAGAACUCUUCGGACCUUUACGGACGAAGACGAAACCAAACACGCCAUUGUGGUUUUGGUAACUGAUAACGGGCGCGAAUCACUUUCCGCCACCGCGACAGUCAGCAUAAGGCUCAGCGACGGGCUUCCUGUCUUAAGCGAACUUUAUGAGUUUGUUGAAGAGACAAAGGGCAAUGAUAACGAUAACUUAACGCUGUAUUUAAUAAUCGCUUUAUCGACCGUUUCAUUUCUUUUAAUCUUGUUGAUCAGUGGCGUGUUUUAUUUUAAUCUCUGUCGGCGCAGCUAUGUAUAUCGUUCAAAUACAAGCAGUCUCCCCGUUUUCCCCUCGACAUACUGCACCUCUACACUUACUGAUUUUAGCCGAUGUGGAACCUUGCUGAGAGACGACAGAUACGACCCUUUUAUGACCACGGGCUCGUGGAGAGGCGAUUUUCGUUUCGGAUCAAAUACAGACACUGACACGCUUAAGAAAAGAAGCGCAGCAUAUCAAAAGAACACUCUGAGGCGCCUGAGCACAGAGAGGCCCAGUUUGAAGGUCAGAGCAGGGCCAACGCAUCCUUGUUAUGUUAUAAAAUGAAAAUCAGUAGAUCAUUAAGCCGUUUGGGGUAAAUGUACCCGCAACUUCUGACAAAUGUAUUCGUUUUUGUUGUUUUUUUUUUUUUUUUUACCAGAUGCGGAUUUAAUCUUUAUGGGGCCCAAUUCAAAAUACAACCACGCGGCUCCCCACUUUGCUUUUAUUUUAUUUUUUAACACUUCCAAUUAAGCUUUACUUGUUUGCUCAUUGUCCUAAAUUAUUGUAGUUAAUACAAUGUGUAAUUUGCAAUCUGAGAUUUUUUUUUUUUAAUGCUUCUUUGGUCCAAAAACAGUUUAUCUAUUUAAAAGGUGCAGAUGUUUUUGGGAAGUGUUGCCACUCAAUAAUAUGAGUAGUUUACAUUCUUAAUGAUUUUUGAUUAAAGGUCCACAUUAGCAACCAAUGAUGUAAUAACAUCUGAUCAUGUCAUAACUUGCCAAAAAAAGGAAAACAAUCGGAACAUAAGCCAAUAAAAACAAGAGCUUGCCAAUAAUGUGAAAAGCUUUGUUACUGUUACUGAUUGGUUAUCAGAAUAGUAAAUAUCAAUAUAGGGCUGCAUAUAUAUUUUUUGGAUAUCUAUUUUAAUUUCAAUAUGGUUGGCAAUCAGUAUUUUGUUUUCCACAACAUGUGUUGCCACCAGCAACAAGUAGCUCAUAGUCACUUUCAGCAAUGGUAACUGAAGUCUCAUAACUUAUGUUAGUGUUGGAGUUGUCUGUCACUAUAAUGAAAAAAAAAGUUUUAUUUUUAUUUUUUACAGUUUAUGCAUCCCCAUCCAAGAUUAAGUAACAGUACAAUGUUUUUAUGGGUUGUGAUGUGAAUCUGUUUACCUGUAUAGUAUUCUUCAGGCAAUUUUGGAGCAUGCCAUUCAUAAAAUUUAUUUAAAUGAAUAAGCAGCCAAACAAAUAAAUAAGUGAAUAAACAAUGUGAGCCUGUCGAUACUGCAUCACAGAUUGCAUUGGGAUAUAUUGUCCUCUGAAUUUCACUUGUGACUACUUAACAUAUGUGUAAAACACUUUUUUGUUUGUUUUGUACUUUUUUUCUUUGAUAAAUUUGCAUGAACAUGUUCGCCGAUUUUUUACAUGAUUUUAAAACAACGUGGGUUUAAUCACUGAAAGUAAUUUAAAGCUUGAUAGUCCUUUCCUUUGAUAUAUUCCAAAUAAUAGAUAUUUUUUAUUUGCUGCUUUCAGCAGGCAGUUAAAUGUUUAAUUGUUGUACAUCAAGUUUUCUUUGUCAAACUAUAUAAAAAAUAAAUAAAUAAUUUAGAUUAUUUAUAUAAGUUAUUUUCAGAGCAUCAACUUCUAUAAAUUUCAAUUAUACUCAGGGGCAAUGUUGAUUAAUUUUGCAGCCUUUCUUUUUUUUGUUUAAUUUUGCUUUAUACAGAGGGCAUGAUUUAUGUUUAAGUAUGAUGUAGUUGACUUAAUGUCCAAUAGUAACUAUUCUGCUGUGCUUUUAAAACAUUUACUGUGUAGGAGCUGUUCCACGUAUUUACAUUUGUGACUUGGUAGACACUAUAGGUUGAAUAAUGUCAAUCGAUAUUUUGAUUGAAAGAGUAUAAUGUGACUUCUUGUGUGACACAAAAUACUUUGCAUAAUUUCAUAAAUUAGUUUCAUGGAUGGAACAAAAUGCAUAAAGUGUAUACACAUGCAAAGAAAAAUAAACUUAUAUAGAGUAUUGUA